UCACUUCCAAAUAUCUUUUACAUACAUACAUGCUGCAACCCAAAUUUUCCGCAGAAAUCGUUUACAAUGGCUUCCACUUCUACAACACCACAAUCUUUACAAACCAUUGCUUCAAAACCUAACUUUCCUUCAUUCCCCAUACACAAACCACUCCACAGAAGCCUUGGGAUAGCUCAAUCAUUCCCAAAAAUCAAGCUUUCGUUGCGGGUAGAGUCGUCGUUAACUGCUAAUAAGCACAAUGAAGUUGCAGUGGAUGAAGAGAUGGAGAAGAUUAGAAGGCUACAGAACGGGUCGGACGUCCGUGGGGUUGCCCUGCAGGGGGAGAAAGGGCGGAGCGUGGAUCUAACGCCGCCGGCCGUGGAAGCAAUAGCGGAGAGCUUUGGUGAAUGGGUGAUUAGUGGGUUAGAGAGUGAGAGAGGUGGGGCGGUGGUAGAAAGCGUUAGGGUUUCGCUGGGAAUGGAUCCUAGAAUUUCAGGGAAAUCUUUGAGUGCGGCUGUGUUCGCUGGGUUGGGUCAGGCUGGGUGCUUGGUGUUUGAUAUGGGACUUGCAACCACACCGGCUUGCUUCAUGAGUACAGUACUGCCACCCUUCCAGUACGAUGCUUCCAUCAUGAUGACGGCGUCGCACUUACCCUAUACUCGGAACGGUCUAAAAUUCUUCACCAAGAAAGGGGGCUUAACGUCAACGGAGGUGGAAGCGAUAUGCGACAAAGCCGCUCGGAAAUACGCAAAUAGGAUGGCCAAAGUGUCGACUGCGCUACGAGCGCCGCCGUCGAAGGUGGACUUUAUGAGCGCAUAUGCAAAGCAUCUCCGAGAUAUCAUAAAGGAAAGAGUAAACCAUCCUACACAUUACGAUACUCCUCUCCAAGGAUUUCAGAUAAUAGUGAACGCCGGAAACGGGUCAGGAGGGUUCUUCACAUGGGACGUUUUAGACAAGUUAGGAGCCGACACCUUCGGCUCGCUCCACCUCAAUCCAGACGGAAUGUUCCCCAACCACAUACCCAACCCGGAGGACAAAACCGCCAUGGCAAUGACACGCGCCGCCGUCCUCCAAAACGCCGCGGAUCUCGGCGUUGUCUUUGAUACGGACGUGGACCGCAGCGGCGUGGUGGAUAGGUCCGGCAACCCCAUCAACGGCGACCGCCUUAUCGCGCUAAUGUCCGCCAUUGUUCUCAAGGAACAUCCUGGUACGACAGUGGUUACUGAUGCGCGUACCAGCAUGGGUCUUACGAGGUUUAUAACUGGUAGAGGAGGGCAGCAUUGUUUGUACCGGGUUGGGUAUCGGAAUGUUAUCGACAAGGGGGUGCAUCUUAACGAGGACGGCGUCGAGACGCAUCUAAUGAUGGAAACCUCUGGCCAUGGCGCUCUCAAAGAGAAUUACUUUCUUGAUGAUGGGGCAUAUAUGGUGGUAAAGAUCAUCAUAGAAAUGGUGAAAAUGAAGCUUGAAGGGUCAGAAGAAGGGAUUGGCAGCCUGAUAAAGGAUCUUGAAGAGCCACUUGAGACAGCUGAACUAAGAAUGGAUGUCCUCUCUGAGCCAAGACAUGCAAAGGCCAAAGCUGUUGAAGCCAUUGAAUCCUUCAGACACUACAUUGAGAAAGGAAAUUUGCCAGGAUGGGAACUGGAUUCUUGUGGAGACUGCUGGGUGAGUGAGGGCUGUCUUGUUGAUACCAAUGAUCAUCCAGCUGCCAUUGAUGCUUUUAUGUACAGGGCUAAAGUUUCAAAUGAAGAAAAUGGAGAACAUGGUUGGGUACAUCUUCGGCAAAGCAUCCACAAUCCAAAUAUUGCUGUUAAUCUUCAAUCAAACAUACCUGGAGGCUGCCAAUCCAUGGCAAGAGAUCUAAGAGAUAAGUUCCUACUUGCUGGGGAAAUGGCAAAAUUUCUUGACAUCAGUCAAAUUGACGAGUUCGCUCGAAAUGGAAAUCUUAACUGAGACACUGUAUGUAACAGAAGAUUAUAGGUAAGGGUGCGCACAAAGUCAUCAAUUUGCUACCAUUCAAUUGUAUAGUCUAAACUUGAACAUACAUUUGGUAUAUAAUUAACAAAUAAAUAAAUGGAAGAGCGAAAUGAUAUGGCUUCUGAUGGCUUAAUUAGCUUUCCA
Ipomoea nil (Japanese morning glory) is the source of this 2097-nucleotide messenger RNA. Its product is annotated as phosphomannomutase/phosphoglucomutase. Gene Ontology annotation, biological process: carbohydrate metabolic process. Gene Ontology annotation, cellular component: chloroplast stroma. Gene Ontology annotation, molecular function: phosphomannomutase activity. NCBI's taxonomy places the organism in Eukaryota, Viridiplantae, Streptophyta, Magnoliopsida, Solanales, Convolvulaceae. The record is from RefSeq and is a predicted model, not a curated record. The transcript has 7 exons. Bases 67 to 1929 code for a protein of 620 amino acids.